AUGUCUGUCCGCGAGCGUGCUGUAGUGCUGGUUGAUGGCCCGGCCGUAGUGCAUCGCUGGUAUCAUCGCUGGAGCUACACAAGUAAACAUACCCCUGUAGACGUUAAGCGGUUUACUAUCACAAACGCCCGGCAUAUUAUUGCCACGGCGCACAGCUUUGACCCCAGUCAUCUUGCCCAGCACCUCCUUUCCCCGCAGGUGGAAUACGCCCACACUCCGAAGCACAACAAAAUAAUUGUUUGUUUUGAUCAAGGGGAUGGUGGACGGCGCGAGCUCUAUCCAGCAUACAAGGAGAAUCGCGCGGAGCGUGAACACGCAGCGGAGCUGUCCGUCAUUAAGAAGGUCGCAAUAAAAGUAUUCACGGGGGAGCCCAAAAACACACUUAUCGUUCUUCCCGACUUGGACGCAAAGCUUAAAGAUGUUGAUGCAGAAGCGGAUGACAUUAUUGCCACCUUAGCGCUGCACAAUCAGCAGCUUAAGAUACCCACUGUUGUGAUGUCGCAUGACUACGAUCUUUACCAACUCAUCGACGAGGCAAAUAAGUGCUACCACUACGAUAUACGCACAAAACAUUUGGUCUCGGAAAAAGGUGUUAUUGAGCGUGUCGGGGUGCAUCCGAAACUAGUCCGUGACUAUAAAUCUCUUGCUGGUGAUUCUUCGGACAACAUUCCUGGUGUGAAGGGCAUAGGAAAGACGCGUGCGCUACAGCUUCUUAAAAAGUAUGGCGAUUUAGAGGGUGUUCUCACAAAGGGCAAAAAAAAACAGGGUGGACACUUAGGUGACUUGUUGCGUGCCGGCGCUGCCGAUGCGGAGCUAUCGCGAAAAUUGGUGGAACUGCGAAGCUGUCCAAAAGUACUGAAGGCGUGUGAAGCCUUCAUGAAGCUUUAG
Trypanosoma cruzi is the source of this 888-nucleotide messenger RNA. Its product is annotated as mitochondrial structure specific endonuclease I (SSE-1), putative. The transcript has a single exon. The record is from RefSeq and is a predicted model, not a curated record. Bases 1 to 888 code for a protein of 295 amino acids. Gene Ontology annotation, molecular function: 5'-flap endonuclease activity; DNA binding. NCBI's taxonomy places the organism in Eukaryota, Euglenozoa, Kinetoplastea, Trypanosomatida, Trypanosomatidae. Gene Ontology annotation, biological process: DNA replication, Okazaki fragment processing.